UUCAUUACUUAUUGCUAAAGAAAAUAUUUUAAAUGUUUGCUGUUUAAACAAGGAUAUUAUUCUACUUCAUAGUGUGUGUUUAAAGCAUCACCUGUGAUCCUGUUUGUAAGUGCAGCCCCAACAAUAACAUUUAAGCACUCAUUUAAUUAUGAUCACUUGAGAAACACAUACAUGUUUUUCAUUUAGAAGUCAAAUUAUCUGAAUAAAGUUUAAUUUAUAUGGGGAAAAAAAGACUGAUUGAGCCCUCAUAUAAAUAAUAUAACAGCUCUUAUGAUAAAUAAAUAAAAAAACAAACACAGUGUGACUCUGCUGCAGGUCAUAAAAUCCACUUUAACAUAUGAUUAUCACACAAAAUCAAAGCAGUUGUUGUUUUUAAACCGCUUUCUGUUAUUGCGAGGCAGUAAAGUUGCUUUUGACGGUUUAAAACGUCCUUCUGUAUUUUCUAAAAACUGCCCAUCGUUUCAUUUUGUCACUCUGCUGCAGCGCUCCUGGCCCUCGUCAUAAUGAAAUCAAUUAACCAGUGUAACAGUCUUGUUUCUUAGAUGUUAUGAUUUUUGUUUACAUGUAACCCAGUAAACAAAAUCAAUUCGCAUUUUGAUGCCACGCUAAACAAGAAACUAGACACUGAAUCGAGUUAAUUGUGAUGCGUCUAGUGCGCGCUCAUUGACGCGGCAGCGAGCAGCAGAACCAGUGACGAAGCAGAACAAAAGACAGUUUCACUUGUUUGAUAAAACGCGAAAUCAAACUUUCAUAUAAUGAAAUGUUCCAUCUGAAAGCCAUUCAGCCCAGUUGUAUUAGCAUUUGUAGCUGAUGUGACGUGGUAAUAAUGUCCAUGACGGGGAGUGUGAGAAAGACUGAGCUACAGUAUUACUGUGGAAAAAAGGCAUCACAGAGUUGGAGAACAAUUUGUGUUUCUGUUAUAAAUUCGUAAAUGGUACUUGGAUCUAUGCAGCCUAGCAUCGAGUGCAUUCAUCUGUGUGACUGCAAAUAAAUAUACAAAUUGAUUUAAUAUUUGAUUUUUAAAGAGAUGCGUCACUUUUGACUUGCAGAUGCCGUAUUUUUGAUAAAACCACACAAAAAUGGUCAAAUCAUCAUCAGAUAAAAGCUGAAGCUGGUAAAUACAUCCUGCAAAACAAAUACAAGUGCAGGUUGUAAAGCAGCACGUCUCCUUCAUGCCCCUGCGCUGAUAAUCACUGAUCACUGCUCAGUGCGCGGGGUGCACGGGGAGCUCGGGCUUCACGCACCAGUGCUCCACGCCCGGGACAAUAUACUUGGUGGCUGUUAAAAUGCGGGGUGGUGUGGCAGCUGAGGAGGUCUUUCUAUCACCGGACUGAAAUGAAGUCUGUGACAGCCUGGCCCCGGUACUCCUCCACUACUAGCCCCCCCAGCCCCUCCCCACCUCCCUGUCUCUCCACCUCUGCGCUAACCCUCAGGUGAAGAGCAGCAGGUGUUAAAACACCCUCAGCCACAGAGCUACUCACUCCUAAUGAGCCCUGCCUCCGCGCUCCAACCAUGCAUGGAGGACUUUAUUUUUAGUGUGGCUAGUUAGAGCCCCGCUGUCGUGGCCUGCGCUGCGCCUCUGCCAACGAGCGCGGGAGUGAGAUUAUAAAUUAAAUUGAUGAUAUUAUCACACGCCUGCUCAUCCUAAUGACGCUUGAAAACAUGUCCCUCAAGUUAAUCCUUUAGGUUGCGAAUUACUGUAAAAGGUUGAUUUUGUAAAACGUAUCAGUCCAGUUAAUAGAACAUAUGCAGCACUUCUUCAGCCCUGAAUUACAUUUACUCCAAAGCCUCUAAUUGCUAUUAUCAGUUGUAUACUCCUGGUAUUAUUUUACAUUUUCCUGCAAGUUCUGCCUUUAUUUUGUUAAUGCCUUUGCUCACAGCCGCCGUUCAGUUUGCAGAUACUAUAAUCGUGGGAAAAUAAUGACAGUUAUCAGUCGCACCCACCAAGUACCCAUAAAAAUCUGUCCUCUGUUCUGGAAGAUGAUAAUUAUUGGUUGUACUACCAUUAUCACUGUCGUUGUUGAUAGAGGAUAUCUUGAAGCAUUUUUCCAAAGUAAUCCCAGAGAAAUCACUUCAAAUUGGCCUGUUUUAGGGGACAAGGAACCAGGCUUCGUUAUAGCCUAAUAUUUCACAGAAAUCUUUAAAUCCAGGCAUCAGCAGCCGCCUGGCACACAGUGGCACACGCGCCGUGAUGUCAGCGCCUGCAUUUUGAUAACACAUUUCGCAACUUGCUAGUUCUGUUUUGAGUUCAAUUAUGUAAUUAUACUGAUAAUCACAGUGACGGAAUUUAACUGCCUUUAAUGCGUUAUUCAUGUGGAGAUGGAGGGACACUGAGGACGGAGCAGCCAGGCUGUGUUUAAGAUCUGCACAGACACCAGAGAAAGAGCUGCAGCGUGCAAAUGAAUCCUAAUAAACGGAAGAACUACAGGAUUCUUUCUUCUUCUUCUUUCACCAAGUCAGUCCUGCGGCUUGACCCCGGAUAACGAGGAUGCAUCUCCUUCAUUUACGCCAUAUUUUUUUAAGUAAGUGGACACAAUAUUCUUUUUUUAGCUGCUGAUUGAAAUUGAGAUUUCUAUAUUUUAUUCUGGUUAAACUUGCAGUGGUCUUGCUUGAGCUUUAAAUUGUGGAGGUGUAAGUCUGGUGCUCAAGAAAAAAUGUCUCCUGUUAUGUCAGUCGUCAAUUCAAUUAAAUCAAAUGUCCGUGGAUAAUUGUUCUUGUGGGAGGCUGGCCGCACCCCCAUCCUCACUUAGGUGUGUUUAACAAAACCGCGACCGUUAAUUGAUCGCGAUAGAAAGUGCGUAAAGUCGCCAGAAGAGCAAUUUAAUGUGAUAAGAAAAUCGGUUUGCAUACGUUCAUGCAUGGUUGUGUUCAUAAAACAGGGUGGAUAAAUUCAUCUGUGCAAGAAAGUGAUCAGUUUCGACACGAUUAGUUUGUAUGUUAUGAUACAGAAUCAAUAUGAAGUUGUACUGAACGUUUAAAAGAAGGCUGCAUAGAUCACUUUUAUUUCAUUACACAUUAAUUGUCACGCAGUUAAUAAAAAAAAAUCAAUAGUUUUGCAGUGUUUUUAUGUAGUAUGGAGGCUGUGAUGUUGCUAUAUGUUUGAGGAUAUUUCCAACCUGAUUAGGCCUGUACCUGAACCAACAAACCUCAUAAGACAUCAGAGCAAACGCCCCAUUGCAGGUGUAACUGAGACCUCCAGCUACUCUAAGUACAUGACUAAUUACAGACCUACUUAUGAAAAUUGAACACUAGUGUUAUGCUAAUACAGCUACCUCCCGAUAGAGCGUUAUGAGCUUUAAUCAAACUGGCCAUCAGAGAAAGCAGCUUUAACUUCAUUAAAAGUCCAUUUUGUUUUCAUUUUCAGCUUGGGUUUAUGUGCAAUAUGUUAGUGUAUUAUCGACCGCUGUGUCAAUAUAAAUGGCAAUAUAUUGAUUGUUAUUCCAAAUUUUGGAUAGUGUUGACACAAAUGUGCGUUGGAAAAAAAAAUCACCUUCGAAUGCCCAAUAUUGUCAUUAUUAUCGAUGUUACCGUUUGAUGAAUUGUAAAUAAUAAUCAUAAUAAUCGUGAGUCUUGACAUGCAAGAGUAAACCAGAGGGUCUGUGGUUUUCCUUGACUUUAUCAGGUUCUUCGGACCCAGCCCCAGCGUCUCCAAUCGGCUUUCCUCUUGGAGACGACGGACCAAUCAGCGGCUUUCUUUGGUGAAUAUUCAUGAGUCCGAGAUUCAAACCUUUCAGCGAGUAUGUCUUGGUCCACAUCAUCAUACCUAGGACUUUUCACAGGCACAAACUACAUUUUCUUAUGAAUGGAAAGAGAAAAAAUCAGUUCGACUUAAAUUGGGACCCAUCCUUCACUGAGAUCACUGAGGGAAAACAACAAAAGCACGACAAAGAGAACCGCCAGAAGAGAUGACAAUGACUACGAUUCCAGAAAGUCUUAAUAGCCCUGCCUCAGGAAAAACCGUUUUCAUGGAGUUUGGACCCCCGAGUCAACAAAUGUCGCCUUCCUCCAUGUCUCACGGACACUAUCCCAUGCACUGUUUACAUUCUGCAGGUCAUACCCAGCACGACAGCUACAGUCCAGCCUCAUCGUUCCCCAGAUCGUUGGGUUAUCCAUACGUGAACUCCGUCGGCAGCCAUUCCACCAGUCCAUAUCUCAGCACAGUACAGACCUACCAAAACAGCUCGGCUCUCACACAGACACGGUUAGAGGAUACAGCGCCAGAAACCGAGAAAAACACAGUGGUCGAAGGGGGAGAGGUUCGAUUCAACGGGAAAGGGAAAAAGAUUAGAAAACCAAGGACUAUCUAUUCGAGUUUACAACUUCAAGCUCUGAACAGGAGAUUUCAGCAAACUCAAUAUUUGGCAUUACCGGAGAGAGCUGAGCUGGCAGCGUCGCUGGGCCUCACUCAGACACAGGUGAAGAUUUGGUUUCAAAAUAAACGAUCUAAGUUCAAGAAACUCAUGAAGCAAGGCGGUGGCACAAUUGACACCAACGCUUUAGCCACCGGCCGUGGACUUUCGAGCGGGUCUCCCUCGGUGGCACCUGUCUGGAGCUCCCCGAGCACCGUGAAGACUUCAGUGGGAACAACAGGGUCUUACAUUCCCAGCUACACCUCGUGGUAUCCAACCACACACCAAGAGUCUAUGCAACAGUCACAGCUCAUGUGAACAGACCUCAGCCUUCGACUCUGCCGUGGCUCGUGUAUCAGGACGGUGACGCGGUCUAGAGCCGUUCAGCCGCGGCCCAGCACUGACAAUGCUCUACACCACCGCGGAGUUCGCUGCCGUUUGCCGCCAACUGACACAGUGGCCUCCUCAUACUGGCUGCGAAGAAGAAGGGACUGAGAGGGCGCGCACUGCCCCAAGGGCAAGUCCGUGACAGUCAGCGGAAAUCGCAGACAAAUGGAUCCUUUUUUUUUUUGGCUGCUGUUGAUCACUUUUGUUCAGUUUCAAUUUUUUCUAAUCAUAUUUGUGUGAGUUUUUCUGUGUUGAGCUGUAGGCUACAUGUUUAUAAGAAAACACGCGUUUGUUUACGCCAGAUGUUUACGCCCAACAUCUGCAUUCAUCGACAGUCGAUUAGGCCACGGGGUGUGUCUUUGACCAGACAGUGGGCUAAACAUGAAUAAAUUCCACCAUGCAGUAACCAUCACGGCCGUUCCAGCACAUUCACCCCCCAGAACAUAUUGUGCAAAGCCUCAAGUUGCUACUAUGUUGUUUAUAUGUUUGUUAUUUAAGUUAAAUUAUUCAGACUAGUUUUUCUGUUGAGGUCAGUCUGUGUUCUUUUUGUAAGCGUGUUUGAAACAACAACAGUGUUGUUAAUGCUGCACUAACGCAAGCAGAGCUUUUCUAUGCCGUGCCCCGAUGUUAUGUGAACAAUGUAAAAGGCCUGACGAUUUGCUGCUUUAGAGGGGAAAAAAAAAAGAUCUUGAAGGCGAGAGCAGCCCAUGUCACUGUAUUUUGUACAUAAUUUUCAAAUUUGUUUUGUGCUGUACUGGAUACGCUGUGAACCAGGGUUUUAGGCUUUCUGUAUUCGUCCAGAUGUGUUUAGUCCAUAUAGAAAAUAUUUAGUUUUGUAUUGAUCGCUUUAAUUUAUUGAUCUGUUUCUGAAGUUUAUGUACAU
Messenger RNA from Monopterus albus (swamp eel), 5619 nucleotides. It is a transcript of the gene dlx1a, whose product is annotated as distal-less homeobox 1a. The transcript has 3 exons. Gene Ontology annotation, biological process: cell differentiation; negative regulation of transcription by RNA polymerase II; embryo development. Bases 3906 to 4667 code for a protein of 253 amino acids. The record is from RefSeq and is a predicted model, not a curated record. NCBI's taxonomy places the organism in Eukaryota, Metazoa, Chordata, Actinopteri, Synbranchiformes, Synbranchidae. Gene Ontology annotation, molecular function: DNA-binding transcription factor activity, RNA polymerase II-specific; RNA polymerase II cis-regulatory region sequence-specific DNA binding.